This is a messenger RNA of Drosophila guanche, 502 nucleotides long. It is a transcript of the gene Cyt-c-d, whose product is annotated as cytochrome c-1. NCBI's taxonomy places the organism in Eukaryota, Metazoa, Arthropoda, Insecta, Diptera, Drosophilidae. Gene Ontology annotation, cellular component: mitochondrial intermembrane space. The coding region runs from base 147 to 464 and encodes 105 amino acids. Gene Ontology annotation, molecular function: electron transfer activity; heme binding. Gene Ontology annotation, biological process: mitochondrial electron transport, cytochrome c to oxygen; mitochondrial electron transport, ubiquinol to cytochrome c. The transcript is spliced from 2 exons. The record is from RefSeq and is a predicted model, not a curated record.
AACGCGGCGAGCUCUGUUGAGUGAAUGAAAACGCGUCGCACAACAGAAACAGGCAGCCCCCCGACUUGCAGAGCGAGCCCCAACAGUGGGCGGUCGAGCAACAAGCAGCGCGAGAGAGAGAGAGAGCAGUCCAGCAGUGAUCCAAGAUGGGUGGCGGUGAUGCAGACAACGGCAAGAAGAUUUUUGUGCAGAAAUGCGCCCAGUGCCACACCGUCGAAUCGGGAGGCAAGCACAAGGUUGGCCCCAAUCUAAACGGCAUUGUGGGACGCAAAUCCGGCAGUGCUGUGGGCUACAAGUACACGGAAGCCAAUCAAAAGAAGGGUGUCACUUGGACCGAUUCCGCGCUGGACGAAUAUCUCAAGGACCCAAAGAAAUAUAUACCUGGCACCAAGAUGGUUUUUGCAGGACUCAAAAAGGCCGAAGACCGGGCCGAUUUGAUUGCCUACCUCAAAAAAAAUAAGUAAAACAUUUCGAAACAACAGCUACACAGACACUAACACUA